GCCUGCAGCCGCAGUGACAGGCGAGCCGGGCCCGGUGGCGGAAAGGAAGUGCGGGGCCGCCGCGCCGAGCCUGUCCCCGCCGAGGCCGGCUCCCCCGGGCGGCUCGGGUGACAGUGUCGCGGCUGCCGGGCGCAGGGCGGGGCACGCGCCGGGCAGAGCCGAGCGGCAGGCGGACGCUUCAGAGAGACGUGGGGAAAAUGGCUGAUGACUUUGGCUUCUUCUCGUCGACGGAGAGCGGGGCCCCCGAGGCGCCCGAGGAGGACCCGGCGGCUGCUUUCCUGGCCCAGCAGGAGAGUGAAAUCGCGGGCAUAGAGAAUGACGAGGGCUUCGGGGCACCUGCUGGCAGCCAGGCGGCCCUCACGCAGCCGGGACCCGUGAGUGGGGCGGGUUCUGAGGACAUGGGGACCACAGUCAAUGGAGAUGUGUAUCAGGAGGCUAACGGUCCAGCUGAUGGCUACGCUGCAAUUGCCCAGGUCGACAGGCUGACGCAGGAACCCGAGAGCAUCCGCAAAUGGAGAGAGGAGCAGCGGAAACGGCUGCAAGAGCUGGAUGCUGCCUCCAAAGUGAUGGAACAGGAGUGGCGGGAGAAGGCCAAGAAGGACCUGGAGGAAUGGAACCAGCGCCAGAGUGAACAAGUUGAGAAGAAUAAGAUCAACAACCGGAUCGCCGACAAAGCAUUCUACCAGCAGCCAGAUGCUGAUAUCAUCGGCUACGUGGCAUCUGAGGAGGCUUUUGUGAAGGAAUCCAAGGAGGAGACCCCAGGCACAGAGUGGGAGAAGGUGGCCCAGCUGUGUGACUUCAACCCCAAGAGCAGCAAGCAGUGCAAAGACGUGUCCCGCCUGCGCUCGGUGCUCAUGUCCCUGAAGCAGACGCCGCUGUCCCGCUAGGAGCCUGCCGCCAACAUGGCCGCCAUACAGGGGCCGGGCCGGGCAGAGGAGGAGCAGCUGCUUUGGCCAGGGGGGAAAUGCCUCCAGCAGCUGCUACACAGCCUAUUCCGUUCCUCGCCAUCUCCCGGGGCCGGGAAGGGGAACCCUCACCCCUCUCAACUGUCAUUCCCUCACGGCCCUACGGCCCAGCCCCUCACAUCUCCUCUCAGUCCACAAAAUUGUGACUGUCCCUCCUGAUGUAUUUUUUUUUCUUGGCUUAAAGGGUGUGUUGUUAACUCUUUUUACACUUAUUUCAUUCUCAUUUCUCUGGAAGCCACAAACUGGUGUCAGGGCUGUUUGUGCUUAGAACUUUCCCAGCUUCAUGGGCUUGAGAGAAGGUAGGGCUAUUUCCCUGGUAACCCAGGGGCUCCCAGCUGGCAGAGGGCAUCCCAGGGGCUCCCAGCUGGCAGAGGGCAUCCCAAUCUGUCUAUGUCUGCUGCCUCCAGCCCCAGGAGGAAAGACAACCUCUCACAGAAUGUUUUUGCAAGCUUGAUCCUUUCUGAUCCUUGAACAAACCCAUGACAUAGGGAUUCUGUUGGUCUGUCAUAUAGCCACAGACACCCAGAGGGGAAGCAGCUUGGAGGGAAGAGGCAAGACCAGAGGUUCCCGGUGGGUGCUUCCUCUUUGCCUGGGUGAGGGGCUGGUGAAGGUAGCCUCUGCCACAACCCUUCCUUGGGAUUGGUCAGGACCCUCUGCCUCUUUCAGCUGUGCUCUUCUGUGGAUUUGGGAGAAACAAUCAGUGACAACACCUUCCCCUUCAAGAGAGUUGCAAACAGGUUAUGUUCAAGCCAUUGUGAUCUGAACAAUGUUUAAAAAUAUUUAAUUGCCAA
This is a messenger RNA of Delphinapterus leucas (beluga whale), 1756 nucleotides long. Its product is annotated as clathrin light chain B. Gene Ontology annotation, molecular function: structural molecule activity; clathrin heavy chain binding. NCBI's taxonomy places the organism in Eukaryota, Metazoa, Chordata, Mammalia, Artiodactyla, Monodontidae. Gene Ontology annotation, cellular component: clathrin coat of coated pit; synaptic vesicle membrane; plasma membrane. Gene Ontology annotation, biological process: clathrin-dependent endocytosis; intracellular protein transport. The record is from RefSeq and is a predicted model, not a curated record.